This is a messenger RNA of Musca vetustissima, 2040 nucleotides long. Its product is annotated as probable peroxisomal acyl-coenzyme A oxidase 1. NCBI's taxonomy places the organism in Eukaryota, Metazoa, Arthropoda, Insecta, Diptera, Muscidae. The transcript is spliced from 2 exons. Gene Ontology annotation, biological process: lipid homeostasis; fatty acid beta-oxidation using acyl-CoA oxidase. Gene Ontology annotation, molecular function: FAD binding; acyl-CoA oxidase activity; fatty acid binding. The record is from RefSeq and is a predicted model, not a curated record. Gene Ontology annotation, cellular component: peroxisome. The coding region runs from base 1 to 2040 and encodes 679 amino acids.
AUGGCUAAUCCAUCUACUGCCGUAAAUCCCGAUCUGGAAAAAGAACGUAAAAAUGCAACAAUUAGAAGUGAAGAUUUUGCCAUUUGGUGGGCCGGUGGUUACAAUGAACUCUGUAAGCGACGGGCUAUGGCCAAACUAUUUUAUGAAGAUCCACAAUUUGUGGACCACAAACACAUUAGCAAUAUGUCGCAUAAGGAGCUUUAUGAGUACACCACAGAAAAAGCUGUACGUUUCUUACUCAAACUGAGAGAAUUCCUAAAGAAACAACAAACAGAGGCGGGUAAUGAUGCCGCUCGAACAGCCAUAGAGGAGUUAUAUGAAUUGCGAGCAUUAAUGGCCGGCCCAUUGGGUUCUGGAUUAUUUCCGGCAAAUUUCCCCUUACGUCUACACUUCUCUAUGUUCCUACCAACUCUAUUGAGGCAGGCCAGCGAUGAGCAAUGUAAACUUUGGUUGGAUAAGGCAUGGAAUAUGGAUGGUAUUAUUGGCACAUAUGCUCAGACGGAACUUGGUCAUGGUACAUAUUUGAAGGGUCUUGAGACCCGGGCAGAUUAUGACAUCGAAAAACAAGAAUUCAUCCUCAAUACACCCAGCCUCACAGCGUACAAAUGGUGGCCAGGAGGUUUGGGUCAUACCGUAAACACAGUGGUAUUAAUGGCCCAACUUUACAUUAAAGGUCGUUCAUACGGGUUUCAACCAUUUUUGGUGCGUAUACGUAAUGAAAAGACUAACGAACCGGAACCGGGUGUAGAUGUUGGUGAUAUUGGUCCACGUAUUGGCGCGAAUGGUGUCAAUAACGGAUUUUUGGGUUUGAAAAAUGUUCGAAUUCCCCUGAAUCAAAUGUUAUGUCGCAAUAAUCGAGUUUUACCCGAUGGUACAUUUGUUAAGGGUCCUGAACCUUUACUGCUGUAUGGAACAAUGGUUUAUGUUCGGGUGAUGAUUGUUCGUGAUGUUUCAGUGAAUCUUCUACAGGCAGCCACCAUUGCAACAAGAUAUUCCGCAGUACGGCGACAAGGUGUCGAAUCUCCCGGCAAAGAAGAAAUUCAAAUUCUCGAUUUCCUUACACAACAACAUAAAAUCUUUCCCCAGAUUGCCAAAGGUACAUUUUAUCGACUAGCCGCCGAUCGUGUUUGGGAUUUCUAUCGCAUUGUUAACAAAGAACUUGAUCAAGGCAACAAGCGUAAUCUACCCGAAUUACAUGCAUUGUCGUGUUGUUUAAAAGCCAUUUGUUCCGAAGAAGCUGCCAAAGGUGUUGAAAUAGCACGUAAAGCAUGUGGAGGUCAUGGUUAUAUGGCAUCGGCUAAUUUUGGUAACCUCUAUACAGCUGCCACUGCCGCCUGUACGUAUGAGGGGGAGAACACGGUACUUCUAUUGCAGACUGCAAGAUUUCUAAUGAAAAAUUACAUUGAUGGUCUGAAGCGAUUUAUAUUACCCAAGACUGUAACCUACUUGCGUAUGAGUCCACAAUUUAAAUGGUCCAUGAAAUUAGAAACAUUGGUAACCGUGCUGGAAAUCACUUCUAUGGAGCGGGUGCGAAACACAUAUUUCACUAUGCAACGCAAUAAAAACCAUUCCAAACAGGCAAAUCAUGCUGGCAUACAAUUGACCAAAUCGGCUACAAUGCAUGGUCGUGCUUUCCUCGGACGCAUGGCAUUGGACACUGUGAGAGGACAAAUGAAAACAGGAAUUAUCCCAAAAUCUCUGCACGAAAUUAUGGAUCAGCUAUUGAAUAUAUUCAUUAUGGAUUUAUUCCUAUCCAGUGUUGAUGAGAUCCUCUGUUUUGUUCCAUCGAUUAAAGGGAAGCAGAUACACGAAGUGGAGGCACGUUAUGAACAAUAUCUAGUGGCUUUCCGCCGCAAUGCUGUGGCUGUUGUUGAUGGUUUUGAUUAUCAUGAUCGUGAUUUGGCAUCUACUUUGGGUUGUUAUGACGGACGUGUCUAUGAACGUUUAAUGGCGGAGGCUCGCAAAUGCGAUAUAAAUUUGGAACCGGUGAACGUCAAUUCUGCUGGUCAUUUGAAUCGACUUAUGAAAGCCAAGUUGUGA